ACUACGGCAGAAAGUGACGAGCAUUGGACAUAUCUUGCAGCGACCGUCGACCGUAUCCGGACGACUCUCGGCCAACGUAUCAGGGAUGCAAUCGAGUGCGCUCCUACACGAUUGCGCGAGCGUACGACGAUUCACACGCUUCAAGUAACAGAAUGUGUGAAGACAAAACUUCCGAAGCAUAAUUUCCAGGACGCCGUCAUUUCGGUAGACAUCGGACCUGCCCGCGAAUUCGCGGAGACCUUGUUUCCUGGAAGUGCAUUUCCUGUCGAUCCAGAACUGAACGGACGGCAGAUUGGCAGCGACACGAUGCGUGCACUUGCGCAAGCAGGAACAGAAACUUUACAGGAUGAACAUCUGUGUUUCACGCUGAGGGGGGCGUCUUUCGCUGCUAUUAAAGCUCUCUUUCCCCCUCAAAUAUACAACGCAAUUGAGAAGAGCCGACUGCGAACGUGGGAGAAAGACCAUCAACUCCACACUUACACUGAUUGCGUAACGAUGGUUGUACGAUGCGAAGAGCCGUAUUUUGGUACAAUCCAUUUGCGUCUCGAAUUU
This is a messenger RNA of Alternaria rosae, 552 nucleotides long. RefSeq lists its product as uncharacterized. The transcript has a single exon. Lineage: Eukaryota; Fungi; Ascomycota; Dothideomycetes; Pleosporales; Pleosporaceae. The record is from RefSeq and is a predicted model, not a curated record. The annotation marks the transcript as partial.